AUGUCUGCUGCCACCAUGCAAUCCACACCAGCAAUCCCUCCUCGUCCUGCGAGGAGUCAAGAAAGAGACAAUGGCUCCUCCGCGCCCGCGAUUCCUCCUCGCCCCAUCAAUCGUCGUUUCAAUCGAUCCGUCUCUCCAAACCCGGACCGCUUCGCUCCUUCGCCUCUCAACGAGAGCCCCUUCACCGCUAAGACAACUCGACAAAAUCACACCCACCUUGGCGAAGAGCUAGAACGUCCUGUUAGUGUCGAGAUGCCUAACCCGGGCGAAGAAGGUCGUGAGUAUGCUGCUGUUAUCGAAGAGUUGGGUACGUCCCCACAGGCGAGCCGUAGGUCGUCUACUUCGCCCGAACAAACUCGCACCGUCGGCGAGGACAUCAAACUGCAUGCGCCGAAGCCAACCAUGCCCGCCCAGAGCGCCAAGCAGCGAGUUGCUCAAGUUACACGGACCGAUUCUGACAGAGCCGCCGCUUUUGGCAUUGGACGUCCUUCCUACGAAGACCAAGGUUACCCACCUCGCAGCCUUAAGAAGAAGGCGAGUACUACGAGUCAGCUUUCGCAUCAAAGCGAAACGUUUACAGAAGAUGGACAAGGCAUUCCCGAGAUUGGCCAACGAGUUCCUAUGUUAGCCAAUGCUGGUGAUGUUCAAGCACCCUCGCCUACCCCAGCUCCUAGAACGGCCAGCACCGAUGGAACGAAACCUAUUCGAAACCAUACUAGGAAGACGAGUUCUCGAAGCGGGUUUGGCGAUCUUCCGUCCGAUGUCUACGGUCUCCAUGGACAUGGCGUUGCGUCUACCGACAAACUCGAGAAGGCCUACUACGAGAAACAUCCUGAUGCCCUACAGAAGGAGCGCUACAAUCAUCUUCACGACCGUGUACACGACUACUCAAUGAGUAGCGAGGAUCUAAAUAAGAUCGUUCGAGAUACAGCCAGCCGUGGUGCUGGUUUUGGUACUUCAACUGAAUUUGUCGGGACUCCCAGCGAACAGGUUGGCUACCAAGCAGCUGAUGAGUAUACGUCACGUAUCUCGUCCCCUCAACCACCAGCCGCCCAAGAAGAUGCCAACAUCAUUUCGCCCUUGAAGCCUAAUUUCUCAGGCAAUGAAGUAGCUACUGACCACGCUGAUACUAUUAACGGUGACAACGUAAUCCACGUAGACGAGCCAAAUCGACGCAAAGGAUACGUCAAAUUUGGUGACGAGAAGUCUGCGGAAGGCGAGGGUGCCGAAGAAGUGCGCAAUCAGCCAAUCCUAGCUCCUGAUGAGGUGGCCAAAGACCCAUCUCCCUACCAAAUGCAGCCUGCCGUGGAACCUCCACCGGAGCGACACGGCAGCGCCUACGAAAUGGAGGAACCUAAGAGCCGCCCCACUAGUAGACCUGCAAGCGUAUACAGUCCUCCACCGCCUGAAUUGCAUUCAACCCCGCUGGAAGACGUGGAGGAAUAUGAACCACUGUUCCCCGAAGACGAGAAAGCCGGCAAGAAACCCAUGACUCAGGCCGAGAAGUUGAAGGAACAACGCCAAAGAUUCCCUAGUCGGGAUAUCUGGGAGGAUGCUCCUAACAGCGUGCAUUCUACUGCGGAAGUCUCGACACCGGAGUUAUUGGAAGCUCGCCAGAAAGAACAAGCUGCAGCUUUAGAUGUACCUCCACGAGAUGGCGAAACUCCUGCUCAAGCUUUUGCAAGAAGACAAGAGGAACUUGCCGAAAAGGAAGCUCUCACUCCAGACAGCUUUUUGUACCGUCAACAAAAGCCCCCGUCAUGGAUUGGAAGCCAACCGCAUCUAGCCAAGGAUACCCACAGUAGACCUAGCAAUUUAGCGACUCAAAGGUUCCCAAGCCGAGACGUCUGGGAGGACACGCCCGAUUCCCUACAAUUCACUGCUACCGUUUCCACUCCUGAGGCCACUGAAGAAUCACAGGCGGAUGAGGCGACCAAGUCAAUUACUGAGCAAGCCCCUCAGAAGCCAUCGAUACUAGCGCGCCCUAAGAAGCAAGGAUCGGGUGAUGAUUCAACUUUAAAGCCCACUGUUCCUGAUCGCCCAAAGCCCCAAAUUCCCGUUCGUCCUUCGAAGCCGGCUGCAGAGACUAAGGGUCCUGAGCCGGCGGCGAAGCCGAAACCCGCAGUGCCCGCUAGGCCAGCUGGAGGGAAGAUAGCUGCUUUGCAAGCAGGGUUCAUGUCGGAUCUUAACAACCGUUUAAGAUUAGGUCCCCAAGCCCCUAAAAAGGAAGAACCACCCACACAAGAGCCCGCUGAAGAGAAGGAGAAGGCACCAUUGUCUGAUGCGAGGAAAGGCCGCGCGCGAGGCCCUCAACGACGGGCUCCUACUAAGGCCGCGAGCCCAAGUGGUGUGGAAUCCGGCCCUCCGCCUACGUCCAAUGGCCAUCCCGUUCUAAGCUUUUCCAUGACUCGCACUUUAUUUAGCAUAGAUGAGGAGGGCACCAUGACAGUUGACGGUCCUGGACCCGUGACAUUACUAGAACCGGAGACUAAGUCUAUUGAGGUAGCUAAGGAGGAACCUAGGGAAGCUGAACCACAAGUCUCGUUAGAACAAGACAAGUCUGAGCCUCAACCAGAGGAGAAGUCGGAAUCCAAAGUGGACGAUAAGGUAGAAAGCAAACCAGCUGAAUCCGAGCCAAGCGAAACAAAGAGCGACUCCAAGACGGAAGAAGAAACUAAAACGCUAGCUACUAAUACGGCUGGCGAGUCUAUCUUAGAAGAGACAAUCGAAAAAAAGCCGACGGGAGACGAAGUCCAAGCGGUUGAAGAGGCUGAGGAUGAGGUAACAAAGUGA
Hypoxylon trugodes is the source of this 2793-nucleotide messenger RNA. RefSeq names its product altered inheritance of mitochondria protein 21. Bases 1 to 2793 code for a protein of 930 amino acids. Lineage: Eukaryota; Fungi; Ascomycota; Sordariomycetes; Xylariales; Hypoxylaceae. The transcript is spliced from 2 exons. The record is from RefSeq and is a predicted model, not a curated record.